CAGGAGGUGACGUCAGAGGCCAGGUUCUGUUUUGUUGAUUUGAAAAACAUGGGUGCUCUGCUCCCCAACUUCCACUCAACGUUCUUCUAGGAGCAUUUAUUCAGUGUAACAUUCCAGUUAAUUUGCUCAUUAAUAAUCGAUAACCGUGAAUGCCGGUGUAAACGGAUCCGAUUUAAUGUUUUUUUAAAUUUGUUUUUAGGGAUCAUAUUUCUUUAAAAUCCAAGGGAGAGAGACUCAUCCUUCUUUGUUUGGUGUGGAGUGUUUUUUUUUUGUUUGUUUUUUUUUUUUUUGCAACACAAAGUGGAUAUGUAUGGAUUCAAUUGAAUGUUUCUGAUAAAAAGAAUGUACAACAGCCACAUAAUGAUGGCUACUAACAUGUCUGAGGCAUCCAAUCCUCAUGGAUGCGAUAACGGAGCACUGAUGGACAGAUUCGGUGUGUUGAUCCAAGGUCUACUCGCUGUGGUUGCUUUCAGCACUUUGAUGUUGAAAAGGUUCCGUGAGCCUGCAGCCAUUAGAAGACCGUGGAGGAUCUGGUUUUAUGACACGUCGAAGCAGGCGAUUGGUGCCCUCUUCAUUCACUUUGCCAAUGUCUUUCUCUCCACCCUCACCAAGGAGGACCCCUGUUCUCUUUACCUCAUGAAUUUUCUGCUGGAUGCCACAAUGGGGAUGCUCAUCAUUUGGGUAGGCGUCAAGGUGGUGUCCUGCGUGGUGGAGUACAAACAGUUAACUCUACUGACCUUUGGCGAAUAUGGGGAUCCUCCUCAGGCCGCGGCGUGGCUCAGCCAGUGUGCGGUUUAUCUGCUCAUCAUGGUGCUGGAGAAGUGUGUGAUCAGUGUGGUGCUGCUUAUCCCUGGCUGGACCAACUUACAGGAGGUUCUGCUGGACCACAUCCCAAACCCUCAGCUGGAGCUGGUCCUGGUCAUGCUUAUUGUACCCUUCUUUGUCAAUGCUAUCAUGUUCUGGGUGGUGGACAGCCUGACGAUGAGGAAGUACAAGAGCCUAAAGACCACUGAGACACCGCGGGACCAAGGAAAACAGACUGAGUCAUCGCCCUGGGUGACCAAUGAGGAAUCGCAGGUGCUGCUGAUGGACGAUCCGGAGGCGGGCACAGAGCCCGACCCUUCAGAAGGGGAGCAGGAUGCUGCAGACCAGAGCUUGAACCCAGGCCUAUCCGGGGGUAUGCAGGCACCUGCCUGGGUGGUUGUGUAGGCCACGCCUCCUAACUCCAAACUCCAGAGUCCCGCCUUGACUCACAGAGGAGUCCCUCUUCUUCAUGGGUAAACAUAAACACUCCACCACAAACAACCAGAGUGAAACACCUGUGGGCAGUGUGGCUCAGAGGCAACCUGGACUCUGCACUGCAGGGCUUUUGGAGGUCAAAGGUCAUUCGGUGUAUCACAAUUAUGCCUUUACAAGGCUUAUGUAACUCCACUAAGCUCAUAGUGAAUGGUGCUUCUUUUGAAACCGUGAAUUUAGGAAACGUGUUUGAUCGGACUGAACAAGUAUUUAAAUGACUUUUAAAGACACUGUUUUCUUGGUGUAUACUCUGUGCUUCCAACCAAAUAUUUUCUCUGUUGAAUGAAUACUUAUUAAAUUGGUACCUUUAUUUUGUCAUGCUUUUAACGGUAUAUAUAUAUUUGAGAUGAUAAGUUAAGGACUGUGGAGAAACGCCAUUGAUGACAUUUUGUUAAACUCUUGGUGCUCUGUGUUUGUGCUUGUGUGUGUUUGUGUGUAUUUGAGGGGGGUGACAAUGGGCUGUUAGAUUUUAUUAAAUGACACGAGCUGGGGGAUUUGGUGUUUAGUAUCAUCGGCUGAUGUGUUUGUGACAGGGCCAAAUUCAUUCUAAAAUGAAAAGGUAGCUGAAAUACAGCGUUUCCUCUUUGUUCAAAAAACGAGCUCCAGAGAGAUACUUGCUCAGAUCACACUUACACAAAUGUAUAAAACCUGGUUUUAGGAAGAGCAUAACGAUCCAGAAUUGGUCCAGAUGCAUUUGAAGUCAGGAAUGCCACAUUAAUUAAAGCGGGCAGAUGUGUCAAUGCGUCCUUUCAUUUCACAGCAAACUCAAGAUGAAAAAGAGCCUUGCGUUUCAACUUAAAGCCUCCAGUGAGCAAUUCGUUUUAGACUUCAGACGCAGAGACAAAUUAAGUUUAAGUGAAGCAUAGUAAAGAUUCUUUAUGAUCACACAAGCAGGUGUUUCCCCCAC
Messenger RNA from Anguilla anguilla (European eel), 2203 nucleotides. RefSeq names its product transmembrane protein 110, like (gene tmem110l). The transcript is spliced from 8 exons. The record is from RefSeq and is a predicted model, not a curated record. Gene Ontology annotation, cellular component: membrane. The coding region runs from base 325 to 1209 and encodes 294 amino acids. NCBI's taxonomy places the organism in Eukaryota, Metazoa, Chordata, Actinopteri, Anguilliformes, Anguillidae.